Molecule: messenger RNA, 1410 nt
Organism: Lycium barbarum (goji berry)
Lineage: Eukaryota; Viridiplantae; Streptophyta; Magnoliopsida; Solanales; Solanaceae
Exons: 1
Coding region: 1-1410 (469 amino acids)
Source: RefSeq, a predicted model, not a curated record
AUGUGGCUCCAAAUGUGGCAUCCAGAUUUCAAGCCGGAAGAAGACUCACCAAUGGCUCCAAUUUGGGUACUCCUUCCUAAACUUCCUUUUCAUUGCCACGCAUGGAAUUAUGUGAGACAAAUAUUAGAGCCGAUAGGAACCCCUCUGAUUAUGGAUGCUGCUACAAGCAGUAGAACUCGACCUAGCAUGGCUAAAGUCCGGGUUGAAGUAGAUUUAACGAAACCACAAAUUGACAAAAUAUGGGUGGGUUUGGAGGAUGAAUCACACCCUCUCAAAGGUUUUUACCAAAAAAUUGAGUAUGAAAGUGUUCCAAAAUUCUGCACACAUUGCAGGAAAAUAGGACACUCUCUAGUGCAAUGUAGGUUUGCCAAAAAGAAAAACGAUGAGAAUAAGGAUGAAGAGAAUCGGGAAAUAGUAGAUCAGGCUGAGACAAGCAAAAAUAGAGACAAUAAGGGAAAAGGCAAUUUUGAAGUAGAGAUAGAAAAUAGACAGAUAGAAGAAAUUGUAGUGGAAACCCAAGCAGCUAAGACCAAAGGGGGAAAACACAGGGAAAAGAGAAAGCAAAGAAGAAGAAGGAAUGCUCUAAAAGUAGUAAGAAAUAAAGGCAAAGGGAAUCAUAAAAAUGAGGAUAAGAAUCAGAGGGAGGAAAAGGAAAAAGUGGAGAAAGACCAAGAAAAGGGAAAUAGCAAUGAGCAGGACAGUAACCAAUUUAUUAGUAAGGAACAACAACUUACUGAUGAAGUAGAGGGUCAGAAGAAGCAUACUAAUGUAGAAAAGAGUGGAAAGUUCAAGGGAACAGGAACACCAGAGGAACAGCAAGACAAUACAAAGGAAAAUCAGACUCCUAAAACUGUGGUAGUUAUCACCACCAGUGAAAAGGAGGAAAACAGUACUCAUGAAAUAACUGUUCCUAUCAAUCCUCCAGUCAAAAUUCAGAAUGCAUUUCAGAGCAUAGCUGAUGAUACUAGACAACCUAUAGAGGAGGAAGAACAAGAGCAAAGCAGUGAGAACACUCUAUCUGAAAUUAUGGUCCCAGGAACUAACCAGAAGAAGAAGAUACAUGAGAAGCAUGUUGGCACUGAUGCAAACGAGGAACUUCCUGAGAAAUCAGAAACUGGCUCUAGUUAUGACAAGAAAGAAGAGGCUGAUAACUGCGAGUUCAAUAAAGACAUGAAAAGUGAACAAGAAAAUGUUGAUAGCCUAUCAGAUGAAGAAGUGGCUGAUAGCCUGAUCAAUGCCUUUGCACCAGAACCGAAUAUGGAGUGUGAGGUGCAAAAUCAGAUCAAGGAGGCUGUGGAUAAAGGGAAUCUAUCCCCCAGAGGAACUGAGAUUCCUGGAAAAAAGAAACAAAAACAAAAACCAAGUACUUCAACCCCUGCAAUGGUCACCAGAGGCAAGGGAAGAGGAUAA